Messenger RNA from Octodon degus (degu), 516 nucleotides. It is a transcript of the gene Iqcf2, whose product is annotated as IQ motif containing F2. The record is from RefSeq and is a predicted model, not a curated record. Lineage: Eukaryota; Metazoa; Chordata; Mammalia; Rodentia; Octodontidae. The transcript has 3 exons. The coding region runs from base 25 to 516 and encodes 163 amino acids. Gene Ontology annotation, molecular function: calmodulin binding.
CAGUGAACCAUCUAGAAACAGGCCAUGGCAGUGAAAUGUUGUACCAACGGCCAUCUAAUUUUAAUUGUCACUGAGGAUAGUGAAGAAAUAAUUAGAUGGAUGAAGGUGCAGAAGCAAAAGCAAAAACGGGUGAGUAGGAAUUUAAGAGAGAAAGUGAAUGCAGCCAUCCUGAUCCAGGCCUGGUGGAGAGGCACCCUGGUACGCCGCACACUGCUGCACGCGGCCCUCCGGGCCUGGAUUAUUCAGUGCUGGUGGCGACAGAUCUUAAUGCAACUACUGGAGAAGAGGCGGCGGGCAGCGCUGAUGGACUAUGCAACCAGAGAAAGGGCAGUGGUCAAGCUCCAGUCUCUGGUUCGUAUGUGGCGCAUCCACUGGCGAUACUGCCAGGUGCUUAAUGCCAUCUAUGUCAUCCAGUGCCACUGGCAAUGCCACAACUGCCAGACCUGUGCCUUCCUGCGGGGCCACUGUGUGGUCACUGCCACCCACCUGCAGUUCCACAUUGAGAUCAUCAACUAA